Molecule: messenger RNA, 6597 nt
Organism: Alosa sapidissima (American shad)
Lineage: Eukaryota; Metazoa; Chordata; Actinopteri; Clupeiformes; Clupeidae
Gene: cnnm2b
Product: cyclin and CBS domain divalent metal cation transport mediator 2b
Exons: 9
Coding region: 725-3289 (854 amino acids)
Biological process (GO): transport; magnesium ion homeostasis
Cellular component (GO): plasma membrane
Molecular function (GO): magnesium ion transmembrane transporter activity
Source: RefSeq, a predicted model, not a curated record
GAUUUAAAUUGCCUUACUGGGCUAUGACUUUUUCCCCUUAUCCAAUAUUACAUGCUUAUUUGAUUUAGAUUGAACUUAGCGGAAACACAUUAUAUAGUCAAAAUAUCAUGUAGGCCAUCAUGUAGAAGAGCAACAGGUGGUGAAGGCACUUCGCUCUGAUUUAAGGAUGGAAAUGAAAAUAAAAAAGCCUACUGAUACACACUAUUUUACCUGUAACCUAGUUAAUAAAAUGACAUGCUGAUCUAAUAGGGCCUAAUUUACAUACUCACAGGAUACAACAAUGCCUGGCCAGAUAAACGCAUUAAAUUCGGCGAUUUCGUUUCGAUUCCAGGCACUGUAUUUACAAACUUUUCAGGAAAAGAGGAAACAUUAACAACCCGACUGCUUCCAAAGGCUGUCUAAAAAGUCACGCGGAAAAGUCCUGUCUCCUGUCUUCUAAAUUGCUUUUGUUUUUGCUUUCCAUUGGUUGGAGUGACCGCAAGGAGCCCGCCUUUGGUUAGCUGCGCCUCUGGAUUGGCCACUGCGCUCGCCUGUCUCUGGGACCCCAGUAGAGGCGUGAGUGCGUACAGAGCCCGCUCUGAGGAGUAAUCAGUUUCGGACGCGUAGUUGAGCCAAGCAGGUCCGAUGCACAAGUUAAAGCGACGCACAGCGGAGAUGAAGGCGGACUCCGAUUGGCUCUGAUUUUUAAAAGUCCUUUUCAUUCAAGAGGUUGCCCAUUAUCAACAUGGCAGAGCCCUCGGUCUCAGUACCCACUGCAAAAAUGGCGUCACUUAGCCGGGUUCGAGCCCUGACUUUAAUUUUUUUAACUGUCAGCGGAUACCUAAUUGCCCCGACAAGUGGAAAGGAGGGGAGCGAAGAGACGGUCAUCAUUGGACUGCGGCUGGAGGACACGGACGACAUUUCUUUCAUGGAUAAGGGCUUUCUGCGGGUCAGUGAGAGAUCUCGGGUAAAACUGAGGAUCUACGGCCAAAACAUAAACAACGAGACGUGGUCCAAAAUUGCCUUCACGGAACACGAGCGGUCCAGAGUCAUCGGGAACAUCGACAGCUCCACUGGGGACAACAAGAGCCAAGAGGAGACGUCAGGAUUGCAUCCCUGUGGGAUCAGGACUUCGGAUAUAAUUAUUCUGCCCAACAUAAUCUUGAAUCGUAAGACUACGGGGAUUGUUGAAAUUGAGGUCAAACCCUUGCGAAAGACGGAGAGGAGUAAAGCGUACUACCUGUGCAUUGCCACUUCAGCACCUGCUGUUGCCGGAGCGCACGAUCCGUGGACGGAAAACACUUGGAUCUAUCACGAUGGGGACGACACAAAAGUGAUAGUGGUAGAGGAGAGAAAGUUCUUGCUUCCUUUUUGGCUGCAGGUGAUAUUCAUUUCGAUGCUGCUUUGCCUCUCUGGGAUGUUCAGCGGUUUGAAUCUCGGACUCAUGGCGCUGGACCCCAUGGAGCUUCAGAUUGUUCAGAACUGCGGCACGGAACGAGAGAAGAACUUCGCCAGAAAAAUUGAACCGGUUAGAAGCCAGGGGAAUUACUUGCUCUGCUCUCUUCUUUUGGGAAAUGUCUUGGUGAAUACCACCUUGACGAUUUUGUUGGAUGAUAUUGCGGGAAAUGGAUUGAUAGCUGUCGUGAUGUCCACAAUUGGCAUUGUCAUAUUCGGCGAGAUUGUGCCUCAAGCAAUAUGCUCCAGACACGGUCUCGCUGUUGGUGCUAACACAAUAUUGCUAACCAAAUUUUUCAUGCUUCUGACAUUCCCGGCAUCGUAUCCAGUGAGCAAAUUGUUAGAUUACCUGCUGGGACAGGAGAUAGGCACUGUAUACAACCGAGAGAAACUCCUCGAGAUGCUGAGAGUGACGGAUCCGUACAACGACCUGGUGAAAGAGGAGUUGAACAUCAUCCAGGGCGCGCUGGAGCUGAGGACUAAGACCGUGGAGGAUGUGAUGACGCCGCUGCGGGAUUGCUUCAUGAUCCCCGGCGAUGCCAUCCUCGACUUCAACACUAUGUCCGAAGUCAUGGAGAGCGGCUACACGCGUAUCCCAGUCUUUGAGGGGGAGAGGUCCAAUAUCGUGGACCUGCUCUUCGUGAAGGAUCUGGCGUUCGUGGACCCUGACGACUGCACGCCGCUGAAAACCAUCACGAAGUUUUACAGUCACCAAUUGCAUUUUGUCUUUAACGACACAAAGUUGGACGCUAUGCUGGAGGAGUUCAAAAAAGGUAAAUCCCACCUGGCCAUCGUCCAGCGGGUGAAUAACGAAGGGGAGGGGGACCCGUUCUACGAAGUGCUUGGCAUUGUCACGCUGGAGGAUGUCAUCGAAGAAAUCAUCAAGUCCGAGAUAUUGGAUGAAACAGAUUUGUACACUGACAACAAAACAAAAAAGAAAAUUACCCAUCGGGAAAGGAAGCAAGAUUUCUCGGCCUUCAAGCACACCGACAAUGAAAUGAAGGUUAAAAUAUCACCUCAGCUUCUACUGGCUACUCUGCGUUUCCUAGCAACAGAGGUGGAACCCUUCAGCCCAGCACAGAUGUCGGAGAAGAUCCUGCUCCGGCUCCUGAAGCACCCGAACGUCAUCCAGGAGCUGAAGUACAAUGAGAAGAACAAGCGGGCCCCCGAACACCAGCUCUUCCACCGCAACAAGCCCGUCGACUACUUUAUCCUCAUCCUGCAGGGGAAAGUCGAAGUGGAGGCCGGCAAGGAGGGGAUGAAGUUCGAGGCCGGCGCGUUUUCCUCCUAUGGAAUGAUGGCUCUCUCAGCCACUCCAGUUCCCCUCUCACUGUCUCGCUCCUUAAUGGUCAGUAGAGCAGAGUCCCUAGCUGGAUCUCCAGAGAAUAAGUCACCUCCACGGCCGUUUGCCUUAAACCAUUCUGACUCCCUGAAUCGCAACGAGCGGAUCGACUCCAUCACACCCACGCUGGGCAGUGGCAACAACCAGCUCAACUCCUUCCUGCAGAUCUAUGUGCCCGACUACUCUGUGCAAGCUGUCACAGACCUACAGUACAUCAAGGUGACUCGACAGCAGUACCAGAACGCUCUGAUGGCCUCGCAUAUGGACAAGAUGCCCCAGUCAUCAGGCACCGAGGGCGAAUACACACGCAUCGAACUGACUCUGAACGAACUGCAGGAUGGCCCACUGGUGGCCGACCAGACCGCCUCGCUGCUGCUGCACCAGCAGCCGCCAGCUACACAGACGCAGACACAGGCGUUGGCUCAGACACUAACGCAGACGCCGGCGCCACAGCAGAACUGCGUGAGCCACAGCAAGCCCAACCACACGGCCCACAGCGAAGGGCCCAUAUAACCUCUCCAGGGGUGGAGGGGGGGGGGGGGCAGAGAGACGAGAGGGGGAGGUGUGGGGGGGUUGGCUAGAGUUUAGAUGAAGCCCCCCCCCCCCCCCGGCUUCUGCCCACUCAUGCCCAGAAAUGCCCCUCCACCCCAUCUCAGCAUAGUGGUGGGUUGAAGCUGUGCCUAGAAACCCCACACCCACCCCAUCUGUACCCAUGCAAGACUAUUCACAACAGUCGUACCCUGCUUUUUUGGACAGAGCACCACUUGCCUGUCCGUGUCCAUAGACACUCCCCGUCCUGCACAACCACGGGCUGCUCUGAGAACCUAGCAUUCCCCCUCUUCUUCAUAGCCACCCAUUGGCCACAACUGUUCUUUGUUACAGUUUGUUUGUAUGAAGUUGUAUGAAGUUGACAGUGAACUGUCAAAGAGAAGUGGGAGGAAAGGGGCAAUUUGUUUCCAAUUCAGCCACGCCAUGCACUCGCUGCAUGUAUUCAUUCGCUACGUCUCCUCACGCAAAGCAGACCAAAGAGCUUGGAGUUUGGUCGUAGACACCAACCUGACAUCCGCACCCACCCAACACCCCUCCCCAAAAAAACAAACCACACAGAACUGUCCUCUCUCUGUUUUCCUAUACCCCCCCCCCCCGAUCCUAGUCCCUAUAACCCACUAGGACUGUUUCCUAUUUCCUUUCUUCGUCUUCAGGGAGGCAUAGUGGAUUUUUUGGGGGAAACAAAAAAAGGACACAUCGCCACAGUGCAAAUAAAUAUAUAUGAAUAAAGAAAAUGGUGAGUCAAAGACAGUACCAAAUACCGCUUUGAAGGAAACCAUAAACCGUGAACCACGAACAUUUUUUGUGUAUUUAUUUAUUUUAUAUAAUGUGCGUGUGUGUAUAUAUACAUAUAGAAAUAUAUAAUUAUAUGUAACUGUGUGGAAGCAAACAAGUUGGUGUAACGAUGUUGCGCACACACACCUCUGUGCUCUGGCAAGUAUGUGUGUGUGUGUGUGUUUUUAAGUCACGUCUCACAAGACUAUAGUUUUAAAUACAUUCAUGUGUAUGUAUUGGUGAGGGUAUUUGAAGAGAAAAUGUAUAUUGAAGAUAUUAUUUUUACUAUUAUGCUAAAUCAGGAUUAAGGUACAAUAUCUUUUUUCACCUUUUUUUAAAAAAAGAAUCACAUUUUUGCCUUUUAAAAUCAUUAAUUUUUAACAAGUGCAAUGAACCACAUUUUAUUUUACAAAAAGAUGAUUAUUGAUUUAAAAUCACUGUAUAGUAAAUUAUAGAAUUAUUGUAAGCAUUUAUGCACCAUAUGUUUGUACAUUUGUUCCAAUAGACACAAUUGCAUAGAACUUCCACCAGGUAGACUGUCCUGAUGUUGAUGUGUGUGCACUGCAGUUCAAACAUUCUGCUAGGAGCUUUCAUCCUCAUUUUGGUCCGACGUCAGACCAAUAAUACUUUCUCUCUCCACAUUCCAUUAAAACCUAAGCAAUAUUGGAAAUGCCUGAUUGAAGUUCUGGCCUUCCCCUUGAGUGUUGUACAGUAGUUAACAGAUAGGGUGCUAACUUAUCAUGACCAUCGAUUGGAAAUGAAUUACAUGGAUGAUAUACUGAUAGUUCCUUAACAAGACUUAACACUACUGCUGACUUUUGUACUAAAGGAGAUUUAGUUUUUAACAAACCCUUACCUGGGACCACAUUUGUCUUAACUGACUGGAUGAUUGUUGAAAAUCAUAACAGCAAAACAUGACCAUGCAGCGACCAUACCUGUCUUACCACUGAUCAUUAAUGCUAUUUUCACUGUUGGCCUUAAUGUUUUAACGGCUUGAAUGUGUGUGCGUUUAAUGUUGUCCACUACAAAUGUCCAAUUGAUAGUCAGUAUCCUGUUACUGAUUAAUUUGUUACUACUGACGAUGAUGCGUAUGUUACUACUUAUGAAAGCACCCCGUUUCAGUUUCAGUUAUUCAGGAACAUCCUCUCUGUUCACCAAUGAUUUGAGUAAAUCAGUUCAGACCAAAGAUUCUAGAACAGAGCUCAGCUCUAGAAUCUUUGGUUCAGACCAAGCUUGGAUCUAUAUGCAUGUGAUACUUCAACAGUUUAUACUUAGUCUCUCCCUCUUGGCUUGGGGAGAUUCAGUGGACUUCAGUCUGUCUGUUGGACAAACUCAGUAUUACAUAUUAUUUGUAAUAAUUAAAAGAUUAUAUUUACUACUAAGGCAACACAUACUGUACUGUAUGGUGACAUUCCAGUUUGUGCAAAUGAUAGAUUCAAAGCGAUUAGAUGUGCAUUUCCUAAUUAUUCCACUGUUUUAUUGUAUUUUCACUGUUGUAUUUGCCUUUGCUCCUCAUACGUGUUCCUCAAUGGUGGGGAUUUUUGUAUACACCUUUAGAAUAAUGGGUAUGGAAAAUCUUGUACUAAAUUAAGAUGCUUGUAUUUUUCAUAGGCAUCCAAACUUUAUUUUUUAUAAGGUCCAGUGCUGAAGAAACAUGUGUACGUGCUCUUGUUCUGAACGCAUUUAGGUGAACUCAAAGCACCAUUUUUUUCUAUGCCACUGUGUCUCCAAUGAGACUUGCCCCACUUGUUUCAGUGUUCACCCACUUUGUCUUGCCAGCCAGGAGAAGAGGCAAUGAUACAUGUGGUGCCACUGCAGCACAAUAUUGCUCAUUUCAGAUUAUCGCAAUAGAAUUCUAUUCUGGGAGAAGGGGGGGGGGGGGAGUGAGUGAGAGAGAGAAAGAGAGGGCACGAGAGAGAGUGUUAUACAGCAAAUCCCCACAAUAUCUGGCCACUAGUAGGUGUGAUAUCCUUUUACAUCGCUUCUCAAGAGCUUAACUAGUCUGAACCUUUUGAACUGUUGAAUGUGUCUAUAUUUCUCUGUGUGUUUCCUGAUCUUGCCCAUUUUUAGUGAUUCAAUUUAACUUAUUGAAUUUAACACCUGUAGUUACAACAGACGUUCCUAUGCAUCAAGUAGUCUGCUCUGCAAGGACAAUCUAAGAAAGAAAGAAAGAAAAAAAGAAAGACAAGUACACAGGACACUCUGUGCAGCUGAUGUUAAUGGAUUGUCUUCUUGUUUGUAUCACUAUACUCUAUUCAACUUGUCAAAGCAGUGACCGUACAGGUGUUCUCCAACGGCUUCAGCCAUAGUGGAGUCAGGCCAAUUAUGCAUACAACAGACCGACGUGCUGCCACAAAAAAAGUAAAGGGUUUAAUGGAGGUGUUUUUUAGUAAAAGAAAAACAAUUCAAAGAGGGUGAAAUGAGAACCCUCAUUGUAUUUGUUUGAUGUGAUUUCCUGUAUUCUGGUGCAUUUUGGGGAUGGCCAAUACUAAAUUCAA